UUCCUUAGGACGCGAAACGCCUGGUCUUUUUGUGCAGUUGAAGAGAAAAAGAGAGAAAAAAGACGAUUUGCAAAGGAAUUCUUGAAUGAAAAAACUGAACAUUUUUGCCGAUUUUAAGUAUUUUUACGAAUAGAAAAACGUGGGAAUCAUAAAUGAAGAAGCGUGGAGUAAAAUCUGAUGUUCCUUUGAGAGAUUCUUCGGUCAAACUGGAACAAAUCCAGCCCAAAGUGAAAGCAAAUCUGCUCUCAAAAUCAAUGUUACUCCCUUGUCUUCUCGUAUUUAGAAUUUUUAACGCUUGCUUGAUCAAAACAUGGUUCGUCCCAGACGAAUUCUGGCAAGGCCCUGAAGUAGCGCAUAGGUUGGUUUUUGGAUAUGGCUACCUCACCUGGGAAUGGCAGGAAGGUUUGAGAGGCUAUACCUUUCCUCUCUUCUUUGCGAGUGCCUUCAAACUACUACAAUUCCUUGGUCUGGAUAACGCUACUGCUUUGAUUAUUGUGCCUCGUUUACUUCAAGCCAUACUUGCAGCUUUUGGAGACUUGUAUCUAUUUAAGCUGUCAACCAAAAUGUUCGGAAAAGAAAGUGCGAAGUGGUCUCUGUUUUGUAGCUUGGUUUCUUGGUUUACGUUUUACUGUGUAACAAGAACUCUUACUAAUUCCACAGAAACUAUUCUUACUACAAUUGCCUUAUACUAUUGGCCUUGGGAGAUACAGAAUGAAGCAGAAUCUAAAAAGAACUCAAACUUAACUCUCUCAUUGCUGUUUGCUGCCUUGUCUUGCUUGGUUAGGCCAACAUCAGCCAUUAUUUGGAUUUUUUUAGCCACAAUAUCAUUUUUCAAAAGUGAGAGGAAAAUGUCUUUUAUAUUUGCACACAUCAUGCCUAUUGGUAUUCUUGCUCUGCUGUGGUCUAUUUUUAUUGACAGCUGGUUUUAUGGCAAAUUAACUUUAGUUCAGCUGAAUUUUGUUGCAUUUAAUGUUAUCAAGGAUAUGGGGACAUUCUAUGGCAGUCACCCAUGGCAUUGGUAUUUUACCCAAGGAUUGCCAACGAUAUUAUUUUCUCAUCUACCCUUCUUCUGUGCUGGAGUCUACAAUUCCAAAGGAAGUCAAAGAAUUUCAGCAUUGCUCAUUUUGUGGGUCACCUUUGUCUAUAGUUUUCUUGGACACAAGGAAUUUCGUUUUAUUUUUCCUAUUUUGCCUCUGUGCAUUUGCUACUGUGGGUCCUAUCUGUCCUCCCUUGGAGCAAGCCCUGAUAACAGCAGCAAGAAAGCUAAGAAGACAUCAAAAUCUAUUUUAUUGCCUGCUAUCAUUGCCUUCCUUUGUACUACAAACAUUCCUGUAGCACUGUACUUUUCGCUGGUCCAUCAGAAGGGUGUCAUUGAUGUGAUGGCUUACUUGCGCAACGAUUUCAGUAACAGUAACAAUAUAUCAGUAUUGUUUCUUAUGCCAUGUCACUCAACUCCUUACUAUAGUCAUAUACACGAGAAUAUAACCAUGAGGUUUCUCGAGUGUCCUCCCAAUGAAAGUCCAGGAUAUAUAGAUGAAGCUGACAUAUUUUAUCAGAACCCAAAUGAAUGGUUGAACGAAGAGUAUGAUAAAAUAGGGGUUCAGGAUGAAAAGCUGCAGGCAUUACCAACUCAUAUCAUUUGCUUCAACAAGCUAUCAAAGGUAAUCAACUCAUUUCUCAAGAAAUUUGACUACAAGGAGUGUUCGAGAUUCUUUCACACUCAUUUCCCUGAGGGUCAUAUUGGGAAAGAAGUUAUAGCUUAUUGUCGGUAGAAUUUACUUGUCCCUAAAACUUAUGAUGUACAAGAUAUGCUUUGCCA
Messenger RNA from Actinia tenebrosa (Australian red waratah sea anemone), 1819 nucleotides. RefSeq names its product GPI alpha-1,2-mannosyltransferase 3. Lineage: Eukaryota; Metazoa; Cnidaria; Anthozoa; Actiniaria; Actiniidae. Gene Ontology annotation, cellular component: endoplasmic reticulum membrane. The record is from RefSeq and is a predicted model, not a curated record. Gene Ontology annotation, molecular function: alpha-1,2-mannosyltransferase activity. Gene Ontology annotation, biological process: GPI anchor biosynthetic process.